This is a messenger RNA of Cylas formicarius (sweet potato weevil), 1620 nucleotides long. Its product is annotated as PDF receptor-like. Gene Ontology annotation, molecular function: G protein-coupled peptide receptor activity. The coding region runs from base 101 to 1516 and encodes 471 amino acids. Gene Ontology annotation, biological process: adenylate cyclase-modulating G protein-coupled receptor signaling pathway; cell surface receptor signaling pathway. NCBI's taxonomy places the organism in Eukaryota, Metazoa, Arthropoda, Insecta, Coleoptera, Brentidae. The transcript is spliced from 14 exons. The record is from RefSeq and is a predicted model, not a curated record. Gene Ontology annotation, cellular component: plasma membrane.
CAAUCCUGUUGAAUCCUGCGGGAUCGUCGGGAAACUUUGGCAAGUUCGUGAAAAGUUUGCGUGAAGAGAAGCGACUUCAACUUCGAGCGAAUACACGAACAUGGCGACGUCUAACGCGACCAAAUAUUGCCCGGCCAUGUGUGACAAUUGGAUCUGUUGGCCUUCCACGAAACCGGACCAUAACGUCACUAUGCCUUGUCCCAAGUUAGCGGGGACUUUGGAGAACGCAGUCGCGUAUAGACAUUGCACGUCGGAAGGCCGUUGGGAGACAAAGAACACAACGAACGGAACGAGAGUCGACUAUACACACUACGAAGCUUGUAUCAUGCUGGAAUUGCAGGAACUAGCGGAGAUGUGUAACCAAUUUGGUAACGAUACGUGUCUAAAGAUCGCAAACACAACGAGAAUAAUAGAGAUGGUAGGGUUAUCGUUCUCAUUUAUGUCGUUGCUGAUCUCCCUAUAUGUAUUUUUUUCGUACAGAAUCUUAAAGAACAACAGGACCAGAAUUCAUAAGAAUCUUUUUGUAGCUACUUUGCUUCAAGUGGAUUUUAGGUUAAUAAAGUACAUAGACCAGCAUUUAACCGAGGAAAACAAGUUUUUGCUGAAAGACUAUUACCUGUACGAAAUAUGCACUACGCUAAUGGAAUACGCCAAAACGGCCAUGUUUAUGUGGAUGUUUAUCGAGGGUUUGUACCUGCACAACGUUAUUACUGUCGCAGUGUUUCGGGAACAUUUAUAUAUCAAUAUAUACGUUUACGCCGGAUGGAUCAUACCGGCUAUUAUGACAGCCAUCUGGUUAGGAGUAAUGAUAUGGAAAGUUGUCGAGACGACAUGGACGUAUUAUUACUUUCUCCCGUAUUACUGGAUACUGGAAGGACCUCGAUUUUUCCUAAUCAUCGUGAAUUUGCUGUUCCUUCUGAACAUUAUCAGAGUGCUGAUCGCAAAGCUGAGAGAAACAAGAAGCAGUGAAUUAGAGCAAGUCAGGAAAGCCGUUCGAGCUGCCAUUUUUCUCCUUCCGCUGAUGGGCAUCGCGCAUAUUCUGUUCCUUCUAGAUUAUCGAGUCAAGAGAUCUUGGGUCUUCGCUUUGUGGUCGUACACCACAUACUUUCUAAACACUUUCCAGGGGUUUUUCGUGGCCGUGUUGUACUGUUUCCUUAACGGAGAGGUACAACUUGCCAUUAAGAACAGUUUCUACCUACAGAUGUCGCUUCGCAACUAUGACUACGCGCCUUGUCGCAACGUAACGUCAAUUUCGUCUGGCUCUAAGGAUGCAAACGAUGGAGGCCAGUCCAGAAAAUCUUCAGGUUGCACUCAAUGCUGGAAAAAGACUCCACAUUCCCCAGAGGAUAAUGCUGUCGACAUAUGUGAUAACGGCAGGCGACACACCACUGUGCUACCUAUGGUCGAGACUACUCCAAUGAUUAAUAACCAUUAUGACAGAUGCCACAUGGCUGACGCACAGGCUUCCUGGGAACAGACCGACCUGUCACCCACAGGGACCAACGAACCUAAAUAAACUUUGCCGAUCAAUUUACGUUUUUUGUACAAAAUAAGAACCAUAUAUUUCCCAUAAGUAAUGCAAAAUUGCAAAACUUAAGCUGUUUUUGAGUUUAAUUUAUG